Messenger RNA from Solanum verrucosum, 618 nucleotides. RefSeq names its product disease resistance protein RPS2-like. The record is from RefSeq and is a predicted model, not a curated record. Bases 1 to 618 code for a protein of 205 amino acids. NCBI's taxonomy places the organism in Eukaryota, Viridiplantae, Streptophyta, Magnoliopsida, Solanales, Solanaceae. The transcript is spliced from 3 exons.
AUGCUGCCCAAUGGUCGUUACGACAAGAAUAUUGCUUUAGAGGUGACGGAUACUGCCCCAUUAGGGGAUUGGAUCUGCCACAUAUUGAAGGAGAGCGAACUUGUACUUUCAAGCGGAAAGGGCUCUAAUAAUGUGUUGACUGAGUUGCAACUGAAUGAAUUUCAGAAUGUGAAACAUCUAAACAUCUUCAAAUUAUCAGAUUGUGAAAAAUUAAGAAACUUGAUGUCUCUAUCAGUUGCCAGAGGUCUUCUGAAUCUAGGGUUACUAGCGAUUUCAGAUUGCCAAUCAAUGGAAGAAGUGAUCAUAAAAGAGGAACAAAUAGGAGAAGGAAUCAUGACCUUAUUUCCCCGGUUGCAAAAGCUGAGCCUACGCAAUCUGCCUAAGCUGGGGCAUUUCUUUCUGACAAACAAUGCUCUUGAGUUUCCAUUUCUCAGAAGUGUGGAUAUUUAUGACUGCCCUGAAAUGAAGAUGUUUAUCCAACAUGAAAUAUCUAUGAGUACACCGAUUCUUGAAAGUGUGAAUUUCCCUUUUAAUUAUGAGGUUAAAGUAGAUGAUCUGAAUAAAUGGACACAACAGAGGUUCAAUUACAAGGAACAAAAUGCUAGCAAUGCAACCUAG